UACAGCAAACACACAAAAAGUGGUCUCAGCCAAUGCUCAUGCCACAUGUUCCAAACUAGGAGGGGCUACAGCUCAAGUGGAGUGCCAAUCAAAGCAUCAACUUCAAAUUGUAUCUGAGAGUUCAGCCCAGGACCUAGGGGCAGACACAUCAGUUGGAGCUCAAUUGUUGAUCAGAUCACAUCCAAGGGACUUGCUGAAAAAAAAAAAAAGGAAGCUGAGAUUUCAGAAGAGCAAAAGCUAUAUUGUUUCGCAUUCCUGUGCUUGUGCACUUACAGUCUGACUUCCUGAUCAUUUUCUGCUGUGUGUUGUGUGUGUGUGUUUCUUUACUUUGACUUUUUGUAUCACAUCUGGCCCAGGAGAUGUCUUUUCCCCAGCUGGGCUACUCUCAGUAUUUAAGUGCCACCCAGGCGGUGUAUGGAGGCGAACGGCCGGGAGUUCUGACUGCCUCUGCACGGGGAGGAAGCACUGAAAUCGGUGCAAAUCCUGCUGCCACAGCCGCUGCUGUCACUUCGAUGCUGGGCAUGUAUGCAAACCCUUACGCAGCGCACAACUACAGCGCCUUUCUUCCUUACACCAGUGCCGACCUAGCUCUCUUCUCUCAAAUGGGCUCCCAAUAUGAACUGAAGGAUAACGCCGGUGUUCAUCCUGCCACAUUUGCUGCUCACACUUCCCCGGCCUUUUACCCUUAUGGACAGUUCCAGUAUGGGGACCCUGCCAGACCCAAGAAUGCCACCAGGGAGAGCACGAGCACCCUCAAGGCCUGGCUCAAUGAACACAGGAAAAACCCAUACCCCACCAAAGGAGAAAAGAUCAUGCUGGCCAUCAUCACCAAGAUGACCCUGACCCAGGUCUCCACCUGGUUCGCCAAUGCCAGGAGAAGGCUGAAGAAAGAGAACAAGGUGACCUGGGGUGCCAGGGACAAAGACGAUGAGGAUGGCAACAUCUUUGGUAGUGAUAAUGAGGGUGAUGUUGAAAAGAAUGAAGACGAUGAGGAAAUCGACUUGGAGAGCAUAGACAUCGACAAGAAUGAUGGGGAGCAAAGCAACGAAGAGGAUGAGGAGAAAUUGGAAAGCAGGGAUCACAUGGAGUUGGUGGAGAGUAUGCAGAAAAGACAAGAUUUAACUGUGCAGGCACCUGAAGGAUAUGAUAAGCCCAAAGAUAUUAUAUCAGUGGUCAAAGAGCCAUCUGAAAGCAAUAAUACAAGGAUGAUAUCUCCUAGCGGACAGGGCAAUUUCCAGAUGCCAUCAAACAACAAACCUAAGAUCUGGUCCUUAGCAGAGACCGCCACUAGCCCUGAUAGUUCUCAAAAGCCCUCGUCGCCUUCUACUCCACCCAGCCAUUCCUCACCCCAGAUACAACACCCAGCCUUUCUCCCCAACCAUGGACUAUACACUUGCCAGAUUGGGAAGUUCCACAAUUGGACAAAUGGUGCUUUCCUGAGCCAAAAUUCCCUAUUAAACGUGAGGUCUUUUCUGGGAGUAAAUCAACAUCACCAUCACCAUAAUCACCAUCUUCAUUCCCAGCAGCAACAAACUUCAGUAGUCACGUCAACUAUGGCAGCACUGAGCAGCGACAAAUCUUCAGAGAGCUCAAGUCCGAAACACAUAGAACAGGAAAAUGUUCCACGGACCGAAUCCCCAACACAGCCAUUAAAAUUGCCAUUUCAACCUGCCCAUGACAGUCCCAGGAAUCAACAGGAGGCAACACGGGUUUUAACAGCUCUUUCUUCGGCCUGAUUAAGAUUUCUUUGGUUUGUUGGAAAAAACAGAGACUAAAAAAAACAAAACACUGAUAGGACUGAAAAGAAAAUAAACCACCCCACUAUCACUGUAAAGCCUGAUGCAGAACCAUUGAGUCAACCUGACAAAUCGUGUGGAUGGAUUUUCCUUUUCACUGUACCAUAAUCACAUCUCUUGUUAACCUAAUAUUUCUUUUUUGAUCAUUUGGUAAAUGUCUUUUCUGUGUUGAUGUGUUUCUGUAUAUAGGGUGAUCUAAAAUUGUAAAUAGCUCGUCGACAGAACUUGUCCAAAUCAUAUAUUUUUGUCUAAUAAACUAAAUGAAAUUAUAGAGACACAUUGGCAUUUUAUAAUUUUUGGUGUUCAAAGUUUAUGGUUAAAGAUGUAUCUUUGCUUUUUUAUUUGCUUCUUAUUUGUUUAAAAACUUAAAUUAUUUGUCAGUUUUCCUAAACAAGGUAUAAACAGUAACUAAAUAAAACAUAUUAUAUUCAAAUACAAUUAUUAAGUGUGCAUAUUUAACAUUUUAACCUUUUUAUUAAUUGGGUAAGUAGUGUUUCAAUGUUUUGCCCAUUUUAGAAAAUAUGAUUUAGAAUUUUGAUAGAAUUUCUAUUAAACCUUAUUUUGACAUGUUAUACUUUGCAUUUUUAAACAUGCGUGCACUACAAUAAAGCCUUGAUAAAAAAAUAAUGUAAAAAAUAAAAUCUAUGCAGCAUAUUAAA
Messenger RNA from Acipenser ruthenus (sterlet), 2455 nucleotides. RefSeq names its product iroquois-class homeodomain protein irx-1-B-like. Bases 360 to 1736 code for a protein of 458 amino acids. The record is from RefSeq and is a predicted model, not a curated record. The transcript is spliced from 4 exons. Lineage: Eukaryota; Metazoa; Chordata; Actinopteri; Acipenseriformes; Acipenseridae. Gene Ontology annotation, molecular function: RNA polymerase II cis-regulatory region sequence-specific DNA binding; DNA-binding transcription factor activity, RNA polymerase II-specific. Gene Ontology annotation, cellular component: nucleus. Gene Ontology annotation, biological process: neuron differentiation; cell development; regulation of transcription by RNA polymerase II.